Molecule: messenger RNA, 354 nt
Organism: Monosiga brevicollis MX1
Lineage: Eukaryota; Choanoflagellata; Craspedida; Salpingoecidae
Exons: 1
Source: RefSeq, a predicted model, not a curated record
GCAGCAGAUGCCUUUGUGACGCCGACGCACGGUGAGGGGUUUGGGCGUCCCAUUGUGGAGGCGAUGGCCAUGGAGCUACCAACGAUUGCAACCAAUUGGUCGGGGCCCGCUGCGUUCUUGGGUGAAGCUUGGUCGUACCCUCUCCCCAUCAAGGGUUUGGUAGCGGCUGACCGAGGCAAUGGGAAGUGGGCAGAUGUAGCUGAAGAAAGUGUGGUGCAGCUGAUGGAACACGUCCUGGCACACCCUGAGGAGCGAAGAGCCAAGGCAAAAGCCGCCCGAGCAUACGUCUUGGCUCACUUUAGCGAAUCCGUCAUCGCCGAUCAGCUCUUGAAUAUUUUGGAGGAGGUGGUUCGU